Molecule: messenger RNA, 2772 nt
Organism: Dovyalis caffra
Lineage: Eukaryota; Viridiplantae; Streptophyta; Magnoliopsida; Malpighiales; Salicaceae
Source: the annotation of a GenBank genome assembly
AUGGGAAAGAAGAAGAAAACGAAUGAAAGUGGAUCUGCUACCCAACACAGCUCUAGCACUCUGUUCGUCUCCAACUUACCUUACUCUUUCACCAACUCUCAGCUUGAAGAGACUUUUAGUGAUGUCGGUCCAAUCAGGCGCUGCUUUAUGGUUACGCAAAAAGGGUCGACUGAGCACCGUGGAUUUGGUUAUGUUCAAUUUGCACUUACUGAUGAUGCUAAUCGAGCGAUUGAGACUAAGAAUGGUUCGUCUGUUGGAGGUCGGAAAAUCACGGUUAAACAGGCUAUGCAUCGUGCAUCAUUAGAGCAGCGGCGAGCAAAGGCGGCUCAUAUUCAAGAUGAUGCAACAAAGACAAUGAAUGAGAAGGGCAGUGUUACCCCUAAGCCAGAAAAGCAUGUUCCAAAUGUGCCAGAAUCAGGGAAACCUCGAGAGCCGAGAAAACCAGCAAAACUUGUCACUGAUCUAACUGAUAAAGAGAAUUGUUCUGAAAAGCAGAGGGUUGCGAGGACUGUAAUAUUUGGUGGCCUUCUUAAUGAUGCUAUGGCAGCAGAUGUUCAUCAGCGUGCGAAAGAGACUGGCACUGUGUGCUCUGUGACUUAUCCCCUUCCCAAGGAAGAGCUGAAAAAACAUGGUCUUGAACAAGAUGGAUGCAGAUCAGGUGCUUCAGCUGUACUUUUCACAAGUGUCACAGAAGCACGUUCUUCUGUGGCAAUGUUACAUCAAAAAGAAAUAAAAGGUGGAAUUGGUUCCAAGGCACAGAAAUGGAAACUUAUUAUCAGAAAUCUUCCUUUCAAGGCCAAACCAAAAGAGAUUAAAGAUGUGUUUGCAUCAGCCGGCUUUGUUUGGGAUGUGUUUGUUCCACAAAAUUCUGAAACAGGGUUAUCCAAGGGUUUUGCAUUUGUCAAAUUCACAUGCAAGCAGGAUGCAGAAAAUGCCAUUCAGAAGUUCAACGGGCAAAAGUUUGGCAAAAGACCCAUAGCUGUUGACUGGGCUGUUCCAAAAAAGAUUUAUAGUAGUGGUGCUAACGUGUCUGCUGCUUCAGAAGAUGGACAUCAAAAUGAAAGAGACAGUGGCAGUGAGGAUUCAGAUGACGACAAUGAUACAGAUGUUAUUGGAAAAAAUCAACAGCAGGAUGGGGAUGUUGCUUCACCGGACUCGGAUUCAUCUGAAAAAGAAGACAUGCCAGCUGAAGUUGAUUUUGAACAGGAAGCAGACAUUGCGAGAAAAGUUCUCAGGAAUUUGAUCGCAUCAUCUUCUAAAGGUUCUGCUUCUUCCGAUAUGGAUGAUGAUGCAUUGCCUAAGGGGAUUGAGGAGCCAGAUACUGUUGAAAAUGUUAAUGUGCCAAGUAAGUUGUCGGGCGAGUCUGAAAACUUAUCAGGGAGUACUCUAUCGAGCGGCAAAAGCAAAUCAUCUAACAUUAAGCGGAUAGAUGGAGAAGAUGAUUUGCAGAGAACUGUUUUUAUUAGCAAUCUUUCUUUUGAUGUUGAAAAUGAAGAAGUGAAACAACGGUUCUCUGCAUUUGGGGAAGUGCAAUCCUUUGUUCCUGUCCUUAAUCAAGUCACCAAGCGACCUCGAGGGACUGGUUUUCUCAAGUUUAAGACAACAGAUGGAGCAACUGCAGCAGUUUCAGCAGCUAAUGUUGCAUCUGGUCUGGGGAUUUUUCUGAAAGGUAGGCAACUGACAGUCUUGAAGGCUUUGGAUAAGAAAUCAGCGCACGAAAAGGAAAUAGAGAAGACCAAAAUUGAGGAUCGCGACCAUCGCAAUCUUUACCUAGCAAAGGAAGGCCUCAUUCUUGAUGGAACUCCAGCUGCUGAAGGUGUUUCAACUAGCGAUAUGGCUAAGAGGAACAGGCAAGAGGAGAAGAUGACCAAGCUGAAAUCUCCAAAUUUUCAUGUUUCGAGGACUAGACUUGUUGUAUACAAUUUACCAAAGUCAGUGACUGAAAAACAGCUGAAGAAGCUUUUCAUUGAUGCUGUUACCUCACGUGCUACUAAGCAAAAGCCUGUGAUCCGACAGAUGAAGUUUCUAAAGAAUAUAAAGAAGGGAAAGGUUGUCACAAAGGACCAUUCACGCGGGGUUGCUUUUGUUGAGUUUACAGAACAUCAGCAUGCACUGGUGGCAUUGAGGAUGCGUAAAGCUAAGCUUGGAGUGCAGCAGCAGGAAACCCAUAAAGAUUUUCAAGAUACGCAGGAAAAUGACAAGUCACAAACUCCAAAUGUCAUUCCAAGCCAAAAGGAGAUGUCCAGAAAACGGAAAUCCAGAGUUGAGAAUAGAAUAUUGAAGGACUCAGAAUCAAAUAGGAUGGAUGAAGUGGAAAAUAAGGAUUCCAAUAGAACUUCCUUCAAAGAAUGGAGUACUAAAAAGCAGAAGAGCAAUCCGGGAGCUGAAGACAUACAAGCUUCUGGAAAAGACAAGACAGAAAGCGGAAAACAGAAGGCUAGAGGCUCCAAACACAAGAAGAAGGAUCAAGGCAGAAAGCUUGAUAUUGGAAAUUCAGUUAAUACCAAAAAAUUAGUUAAACCUUUCAAGGCAGCAGAUUUGGAGCCAAGAAAGAGGAAGCUUCCUAACCAAGCAGACGAAAAGAAGAGGGAUGAAAGUUCAGAGAGAAGGAAAAGGCCCAAAAAGAACAAAGACCCAGUAGGACAGGACGUGGUAGAUAAACUUGACAAACUGAUCGAACAAUACAAAUUCAAAUUCUCGAAGCAGACUUCCGAAAAACCUGAAGGUGGAAAGCAAGCUAAUAAACAGCUUAAAAGAUGGUUCCAGUCGUAA